AUGUUGCCAAAAUUAAAUCAAUCUCUUGAAAUCGCAACAGUCAUGCUCAAUGAGCUCGUCAGAUCCUCUGACCUGUUCCGCGGCCUGAAUGACGCACUCAAACCGGUCAGUCUGGACAGUGUUCCCGUCCCAAUCGCAUCGACCUGGUCGGAGCUAGACGACCAACGAUUGUUGGAACAAGUUUCUCGACUCGGUGAAAAUAAAUGGAAUCUGAUCGNGAUCGGAAAGAAGUUGGCUCGGUCUUCUGUUCAGUGCAGGGAAAGCAUGUCGCAUAAUAAUGGUGUCAAGCGGAAACCUGCGUUCAUGGAAAUGCAAAAUAAUCUGGAUGAGGAUAGACCCGGAAACAAGUCCUUUGAAUCCCCUAUUUUGGAUUCGUUUAGUGGUUUGACUUCUGUGAAGACUCAUCCCACCGCAUGUAAAUCGGAAAAUCCCGAUGAUCUGCGAACCAAGCUCGCGACCCUUGCUAAGAAAACCGAAUACAUUAUCCUCGGUCAUCCGAAAACACCGCCCAACAUACAAACUGAAAUUCACUACUCCGUGGUCUCAACGGCUUGUUCUGCGAUCACCCCAUUCCCCACUAGUCAAAACCUCGCCCAAGGAAGACGGGAAAGCGUCUGUUUGGAGGACAAAAUCGUCCUCCUCCUCAGCAUCCUCAUCCCUACUCAACCCUCUGAUCCACCUGCGGUGCUGCGAAAUUUGGUCACCGGGAACGGAAAUGCUCGUUAUGUGGGCCGUGCUAAAAAAUCGCAGACCAAUCGUACUCCAACCCGAUACGGUGGAAACUUUUCAUCCUCAAGCACGUUUGAUCAAUUGCCCAUCAGUGCCUCGGAUGCAGUCUUUCCAUUGACCGGCACGGAUACUAGCGCUGGUGUUUUUGGUACAGCACAACAAUAUCUCCCUCGCGAACCCCUCCCACCGGUUGUUGGAUUGCAAGUCCCUCCCAGGCAACAGCCACACUUGUCAACUAGACGUGUAGUUCAAGUCGGAUACGAGACAAUCAUUGCUCACGAGGGGUCCCAUGUGUUCGCAAAAUCCCGUUUCUCUAACGCUGGCCGUUUGACCGCCGCCCGCACGUGUCAUUUCAAUCUGGGUGCGUUGUCUCGUCUCUUUGAUGAUAAUUCGCCUCUUUUCGCAAUCACGCGUGAUCCUUGUACUUCUAGGCGUCUUUAUUCUGACUUCCUAUGA
Molecule: messenger RNA, 1185 nt
Organism: Echinostoma caproni
Lineage: Eukaryota; Metazoa; Platyhelminthes; Trematoda; Plagiorchiida; Echinostomatidae
Source: the annotation of a GenBank genome assembly